Molecule: messenger RNA, 3501 nt
Organism: Boeremia exigua
Lineage: Eukaryota; Fungi; Ascomycota; Dothideomycetes; Pleosporales; Didymellaceae
Exons: 3
Coding region: 1-3501 (1166 amino acids)
Biological process (GO): leucyl-tRNA aminoacylation
Molecular function (GO): aminoacyl-tRNA deacylase activity; leucine-tRNA ligase activity; ATP binding
Source: RefSeq, a predicted model, not a curated record
AUGGCGGAGACUGCAAUCCCGAAAGAUGUCCCCAAGGAUGCUGUGACUGCGACGAUUGACUUGCUCAAGCCGCAAGAAUCGCAGGACAAGACGCUCAAGAUCGAAAACACUGAGAAGAGAGACACCUUGAUUGAGGCCGAAAAGAAGUAUCAGAAGUCUUGGGAAGAACAAGGAGUUUUCCAGCCGGAUGCACCGUCUCUCGAGGAAGUACCAUUUGACACCAACCCGGAGGAGCUACGCGCACAACAUCCAAAAUGGUUCGGUAACUUUGCCUAUCCAUACAUGAACGGAACUCUCCACGCCGGCCAUGGUUUCACUGCGUCGAAAGUUGAGUUCACUGCCGGUUUCCAGAGAAUGACUGGCAAGCGGACCUUGUUCCCUCUUGGUUACCACGUGACCGGCAUGCCUAUCAAAGCCUGCGCAGACAAGCUUGUGAGAGAAGUGGAGCAGUUCGGCAAGAACUUUGAGCGAUGCCCUGUUGAGGAUGUUACAGAGGCGCCCCAAGAACCGCCUGCACCCACACAGGCAGAGACCAAGACUGACCUCUCCAAAUUCAAGGCCACCAAAGGUAAAGCAGCGGCCAAGACAAUCAAGACCAAGUAUCAGUUCCAGAUCAUGCUCGCACAAGGCAUCCCUGUGGAAGAGAUUCACAAAUUCGCGGAUCCGUACCACUGGAUCCAGUUCUUCCCUCCCCUUGCCAAGCGCGACCUUACAAACUUUGGUGCCAGAAUAGACUGGCGACGACAGUUCGUCACUACAGAUGCCAACCCAUACUACGACUCGUUUGUUGCAUGGCAGAUGCGCAAGCUUAAGGAGCUUGGCAAGAUCAUAUUCGCCAAGAGGUACACAAUCUACAGUCCCAAAGAUGGCCAGGCAUGUAUGGACCACGACAGACAAUCUGGUGAGGGCGUUGGCGUACAGGAGUACACAGCUUUGAAAAUGAAGGCAGUGAAAUGGUCGGACGCGGCGAAGGCUAUCAUCGAUGGAAAGCUUCCCGAGGGCGCUAAUGCAUACUUCGUCCCCGCUACGCUGAGGCCCGAGACUAUGUACGGCCAGACCUCGUGUUUUGUCGGACCCACCAUCGAGUACGGACUGUUCCAUGUCAAAGAUAACGACUACUUCGUCUGCAGUCAGCGUGCAGCUCGCAACAUGAGCUACCAACCUGGCACACCCGGUACUUUCUCUGAAGAGGGCAAGAUUAAUCAAAUUGCGAGCUUCAAGGGCAAGGAUCUUGUCGGUACCAUUGUGAACGCACCUCUCUCUGUUCACAAGGAGGUCUACAUCCUGCCUAUGGAAACCGUCAAGGACACCAAGGGAACUGCCGUCGUCACUUGCGUUCCUUCCGACUCGCCCGAUGAUUACAUCACGUCGUUUGACUUGGCGAAGAAGGCCGAGUACUACGGUAUUCAGAAGGAUUGGGUCAAGUUCGACGACAUCCUUCCCAUCAUCGACACCCCGACCUACGGCAACCUUUGCGCCAAGAAGCUUGUAGAGGACCUGAAGAUUCAGUCGCCCAAAGACUCCGCUAAGCUUGCAGAAGCGAAGGACAAGGCGUACAAGGAAGGCUUCUACAAGGGUACCAUGGUGUACGGUGAGCUGAAGGGCAAGUCUGUCGAGGAAGCCAAGCCUCUGGUUCGCAAGCAGCUUAUCGACGCUGGUGAUGCUUUCCCCUACGCCGAGCCCGAUGGCAAGGUCAUAAGCCGCAGUGGCGAUGACUGCGUUGCUGCUUUGCUCGAUCAGUGGUAUAUGAACUAUGGUACUGCAGAAAAUGGUGGUGAUGGGGAGUGGGCCGAGAAGGUCCGCGCUCACAUUGAGAAUGAGCUCAACCUCUACUAUCCUGAGGCGAAGAACCAGUUUUUGCGUGUUGUCGACUGGCUGGGUAACUGGGCCUGCGCGCGUUCGUACGGUCUUGGCUCGAAAGUUCCUUGGGACGAGGCUGUCAUGGUCGAGUCUCUUUCGGACUCCACAAUCUACCAGGCUUACUAUUCCUUCGCUCAUCUUCUGCACAAGGACAUGUUUGGCAAGGAGCCCGGCCCUCUCAAUAUCAAGCCAGAGCAGUUUACUGACGAUGUCUGGGACUACGCCUUCGGCCGCCGCGAGCGCAUGAACAUUCCUGAUUCGGACAUUCCGAAGGAGGCUCUGCAAACUUUGAGGAGGCAUUUCGACUACUGGUACCCGCUCGAUAUGCGUACAAGUGGUAAGGACUUGAUCCAGAACCACUUGACCUUCAACCUCUAUGUCCACAUCGCCAUCUUCAAUCAGGAGAACUGGCCACGCAGUUUCCGUGUAAACGGUCAUCUGCUUUUGAAUGGCGAGAAAAUGAGCAAGUCGACUGGUAACUUCCUCACCAUCGCCGGUGCUGUAGAAAAGUUCGGCGCGGACGCUACGCGUCUGGCCCUCGCUGAUGCUGGAGAUGACAUGAAUGAUGCCAACUUUGAAGAAACGGUCGCCAACGCUAACAUCUUGAAGCUGUACGAGCUGCGCAAAUGGUGCGAGGAGCUUGUUCGCGAGAAAAUCACCAUUGCAGACGGUUCCAAGUACACGGAGACCAAGGAGAAGGAGCGCGUGAGAAAUCCCGACGUCAUUCAGCGUCAGAGCGGAAGCGAACGUGUUCUUCUCGACGAGAUGUUCGACAACGAGAUGAAUGCGCUCGUCGCCGAGACAUAUGGUCAUUACUCAAGCACCAUGUACAAGGCAGCUCUCAAAUCGGGUUACCAUGACUUCACAUCCGCUCGUGACUUCUAUCGCGAGGCCACCAAGGCUGCUGGUAUCGGUAUGCAUGAGGACCUCGUUAAGAAGUUUAUCGAACUACAGGCUUUGAUGAUCGUUCCCAUUGCCUCUCACUGGGCUGAGCACAUCUGGCUUGAGGUGCUCAAGAAGGAUGAAACCGUACAGAAGGCGCAGUGGCCCAAGGUUCCUGAGGCGGAUGCGCGCCUCUCUGCUGCCCGUGACUUUGUUCGCACUACACAGUCAAACAUCACGUCUGCUGAAGGCGCAGCUGUCAAGCGUCUAAGCAAGGGCAAGGCCGCAAGUUUCGAUCCUAAAAAGGAAAAGAAGAUCACCAUCUUCGCAGCGCAGGAGUUCCCUACUUGGCAGAAGAAGUACAUUCAGUUGAUUCGCGACAACUACCCGAACCUCGAUAUCAAGGUCCUUAGCAAGCAGAUUGAUAAGUCUGAGUCAAAGAAGGCCAUGCCUUUUAUCAAUGCCCUCAAGCGUCGUCUUGACGCUGGGGAGCCCAUUGACAUCGUUCUCAACCGUGAGCUCGCCUUCAACGAGCUUGAUACUCUGCGCUCUAUGGUCCCCGGUCUCAAGCAGAUAAUUCAGAAGUGUGUGGAUGUUGAGAUCAUCUCUGUUGCGGAUGGUGGCAAGGAGAGUGUCGUCAUCAAGGAGGACGGAAGCAAGGGCGAGCAGAGGAAGGAGCUACCCCCACAGGCGGGUAGCGCAGAGCCCGGCAGCCCGAGCUUUGCGUUUGAGAAUAUCGAGAGUCUACCACUGAGGUAG